This is a messenger RNA of Bactrocera neohumeralis, 11475 nucleotides long. Its product is annotated as AF4/FMR2 family member lilli-like. The record is from RefSeq and is a predicted model, not a curated record. Gene Ontology annotation, cellular component: nucleus. Gene Ontology annotation, biological process: chromatin remodeling. Gene Ontology annotation, molecular function: histone H3K36 demethylase activity; histone H3K9 demethylase activity. The coding region runs from base 996 to 7439 and encodes 2147 amino acids. The transcript has 10 exons. Lineage: Eukaryota; Metazoa; Arthropoda; Insecta; Diptera; Tephritidae.
CGUACAUUUUCAUAAGUCUCUCAACAUUUCUACACAAAAUUGUUGUCAGCAACUCUAGUUUGUGAAAAAAUUUCGGUAGGUUGUGAAAAUAAAGUAAUUGUGUCGAAAAUAAUUAAAAUACUAUAUAAAAGACUUCAAUAAAACACUGCAAUAGACUGUUGUUGGCGUUGAUUGUAUAGCAUAAUUGUAGCAUAAUUGCUAUUCAUAUGUGAAGCACUGUAAGGUGAAGAACACAUAAAAGUGCACUGCUCUAGUUGUUUGGAGAAUACACGGAACUCAGCGGUGACUUUCAAUAAACUGCUAGUGAAUUUGUUAUGCAAACAAAAAUAAUUAAACAGUGAAAAUAAGUUUUGUAAAGAUGUGAUUAAGUGCUUGGAGAAAUUCAUGAAAACUGCUACCAUUUGUAGAUGCUAAAAAGAGAUCCCCGAAUAUGAACGAUCGAAAACGAUCAACCUCUGCUAUGUCGCUAUAUUGUAUCGUGCUGCAUUGAUAGCUUGACAAAACGUGGUGUUUUUGUUGCUUUGGCAUGCUUUGCUACGUUCGUUUAUUGUUGCACCACUGUGAAUUUCAGAAUUAAAUAUGUCAGUAGGUGUGUGCAGUGGUGGCAGCCAUUGUGAAUGCAUUAGGUUUUUCGCUGUGGUCACGUACUCUCUUUCAUGCUGUGCAAUUUUGUUAUAAUUUAGUCAGUUUUACCUGUGCGAAGAAUAUUGCGAAUUAAUAUUGUUUACAUUAAUGCAAAUACAAUAUUAGUGUGAUCCUAUUUUGUGUGUAAAGAAAAUAUUGACAAAGGGAAAAUCAAUUAAAUGGAACACCUAACCAGCGACUAACAUUGAUUGCCAUUAAUAAAAUCGUAAACGAAAAGCAAACAAAUUAACGUUGCUAUAACGGUUAAAUACAUUUAGCGAACGCGCGUGUGUGUGUGUGUGUGUAAGUGCAUGUGUGACAAGCAUUGCACUUAAAUAAAGAACCACAACACCAAAAACAGCACACAAAAAAUGUCUUCAUCCAGCGUAGAUGUACCGCGGAUUAUGGUCUUUCGACCGACUUGGGAAGAAUUCAAGAAUUUUCCCAAAUACAUCGCCUACAUGGAAUCUCAAGGCGCACACAAAGCCGGUUUGGCCAAAGUAGUGCCACCACCCGAGUGGGUGCCACGACGCAGUGGCUACGAUGAUCUGGAUGCACUCAACAUUACCAUACCGGCGCCGAUUUGUCAGGUCGUGACCGGCAAACAAGGUCUCUACCAACAAAUCAACAUACAGAAGAAACCACUUACCGUGAAGCAAUUCAGUGAAUUGGCGUCCACAGAGCGCUAUCAGACGCCCAAACAUUUUGACUUUGAAGAUCUCGAGCGUAAAUAUUGGAAGAAUAUUACUUAUGUAGCGCCGAUAUAUGGCGCGGAUGUUAGCGGUAGUAUUACAGAUGUGGAUCAGGAUAGUUGGAAUAUAAAUCGUCUGGGCACAAUACUGGACUUUGUUAACGAGGAUUACGGCAUACAAAUUGAUGGUGUGAAUACGGCAUAUUUGUAUUUUGGCAUGUGGAAGACCACCUUUGCCUGGCACACCGAAGAUAUGGAUCUCUAUUCGAUAAACUAUUUACACUUUGGAGCCCCGAAGACGUGGUAUGUCGUUCCACCCGAACAUGGGCGCAAAUUGGAGAAGGUCGCUAAUCAAUAUUUUCCGGCAAGCUAUCAAAAUUGCAACGCAUAUUUGCGGCAUAAAAUGACACUGAUCAGUCCGCAAGUGCUUAAGCAACACGAUGUGCCAGUGAGCAAAAUAACGCAAGAAGCUGGUGAAAUAAUGAUAACAUUUCCUUUCGGCUACCAUGCCGGCUUCAAUCAUGGUUUCAAUUGCGCCGAGUCUACAAAUUUCGCCAUGGAACGGUGGAUUGAAUAUGGAAAACGUGCCGUUCAAUGUACCUGCAGCAACGAUAUGGUUAAGAUCUCCAUGGACACAUUCGUGAAACGCUUUCAGCCCGACCGCUAUCAAGCGUGGUUGGAGGGCAAUGAUGUGGGCAGACAUCCGGAGGAUCCGCCCAGUGCUGUAGCCGCAGCACCACUACCAUCACAUUUGGAUGUGACAUGCAAUAAGAAUCAUGGGGCUGACAAUUUACCAAUGCACGUAAUACAAAGAAUGAAGAAACAAUGUAACCCUACAAAAAAGAAGUCAUUCAAAGAGCGCAAUCCUGACUUGAAUUUAGAGGAGAUACAACUAAAUCCCAACAUACCCGAUGAGGUUAAGGCUGUGCUGAAAGAGAGCGUACUUACACUCGACGCUGAGGACGAAGAGCCGGCCAUAAUCGGUGACGGCGAACCUGAGUUGCUGAUUCCACUAAGUCCAGCCAAUUUGAAGACCAAAAAGGAAUUAUUAGACUACAUCGAUGAUGGCACAGAUGAAGAUGAGGAAGAGGAGUUUCGUAAACGUCGUCAUAAGCGCAAACAUCAUUCUGAUUAUGAUGAUGAUUGGUUCACCAGCAAGCGGCGUACGAAUUCCCGAAAUAGCAGCAAAGGUCGUAGUCCGCGCAAUAGCAAUAAAGACGAUCGCUCCAUAUCGCCGGCAUCGUCAACAUCCUCAUCGUCACGUGCACGUCGUCAGCCAUGUACGACGCCUGGCAAAACACCACGCAAGACGCCCAAUCGUCGAAAGAAAGACAAUGGAGCGACAACACCAAAUGCUACCGCCGCCACGACAGUGCCCACGAAAGCGGCACAAUCCGAGGCUGUGGCAAACGUGCUGAAAACCGCAGCUGCCGUUUCACAAGCGCUAAGCGGACAAUGCAGUGAUGAAAACGGCAAUAGCAAUAGCGACAGCAAUGGCGGUGUUGCGAGCCCACCAGCGCCCAACGUUGAGACACCAGCUGUAGCCGUGACCGUGUCAGCCGUAGCUGCUGCUGCCGAUGCGGCGGGAGGUAACGGCAGUUUAGCAGUCACAACAAAUUCAACUACCACAACCGCACACACACCCGUUAUACGUGUGGUGCGUAAGUUGAGCGAUCAGCUGAGCAAUCAUAACUACGAUCUCCCCUCUGUGCCGAGUGUGUUGCAGUUUAUGCAACAAACACGCAAAUUUGAGGGUAAAAUACCGAAAAUCAGUCAACAAGUGAAUUUACAACGUGCCGAACUGCUCAUAAUGCCAACAACAUCGAACGCUUCGGCCUCCACUGCUGUUGCUAAUACCACUAACGCCAUAACAACAGCAACCACAUCUAGUCAGCAACAACAACAGCAUCAACGGCAGCAGCAGCUCGAGCAGGAGCAACAACAGCAAACAAUUGUUUAUACAACAAUGUUGCCGGCGGCAAGCACAUUGAAUGGCAUCGUUGCACAGCAAAGUACGCAGCAACAACAACAGCAAACGCAAUACAUUACAAUACCCGCCACAUCGUCGGCGUCGGGUGCCAAUAGCACGGAUGGCGCUGUUUAUCAGUUGCAAAGCGAAAUUGUUUGCGAUGCAGCUACAUAUCAGCAACAUCAGCAACAGCAACAGCAGCAACAGCAACAACGCCAGCAACAGCACGAACAGCAGCAACAACAACAACAAUUGACUGCACAAAGCAUCAACGGCAAUACAAUUGCUGUGACGUCGGCCGCCGCAGCGCAAGACAAUGUGGUCACCACUAUUAGUUCGUCCCCUAUACUGCUCACCUCGACCGCCGCUGCCGCCGGCGCCAAUAAUAACCACCACCAGCAACAUCAUCUCCAACAACAACAACAGCAACAACACAAUUCCGCUGCUGCCGCCACACCGACCUAUACCACUACAACCACCACUGCCACACCGCUCAAUGCAAUCAAAACUGAAAUUAACGACGAAACGAAUCAUAUUAUCGUCAAUGGCGAUGGCACGACAACAACGCUGCAGACGCAGUCGCACCCUCAGUAUCAUUACAUCACCACUACAGGUGAAGAUGGACAAACGCCGACGACAAUCGUUUUUGAAAACUACAAUGGUGAGGUCACUGAAGUGAACGGUGGAGGGGGCGCCACCACGAUCAUUAAAUUUGAGGGUGACGAUACCGAGUAUCAAGGAUAUCAGGUGAUAAAACAAGAGGAGGACAACUCAAAUGGCAUACACAAUGAUGGAUCGUCAAUGGAACAACAACAACAGCAACAGCACCAACAACAACAUCAGCAGCAACAACAGCAACCACAAUUUACUUAUAAAACUAUUAAGCAAGACGAAGAAAUGAAUCAAACUAUAACCGACACGAUAAUAGUGCCCGCUAACGGCGUACCAGCGAUACCACCGCAAAAACAAAAGCGCAAGCGAAAAACACGUUUGAUUUCUCCCGACGAACAGGGCGAGUACUUGGAGAAAAUGUCGGUGCGCGGUCUGGACAUUCAGCGCUAUGAACAUAUCAUUGACGGCGUCUCCUAUUGCCUGGUGUGUGCCAAAAAUGACGUUUUCAAAACAUUCAAAAACAAAUACAGUUUCCAACGUCACGCCUACCUAUUCCACGAGGGCGACAAUCGCAAGAUAUUCGCCUGCCCCAUUUGCAAUAAAGAGUUUUCACGUCCCGACAAAAUGAAAAUGCAUAAAAAAGAUAAACACGGCGAUAUGCAAGUACCCGAUGGCACUCUUACACCAGCGGCCACACCGGUGAAGCAAUCGUCAGAAACCAAUACAGGUAAGCGUCCACGUGCCACCAGUGCACGAUCAUCACGUGCGCGGAAACCACGUGCCACCAUAGCCAACACCGCGACGGCGACCGUCAACAGCGGCAGUGAAGAGAAUGCCGUGGAAGCGAAACGGAAACGCCUUGCGCAAAUCGAUAGCGUUUUAGACGUGGUGCAGCAGCAAGCAGCCGACGUGAACGCAACACAGGCGCAAACAACCACUAUCAAUGUACAACUGCAACAGCAGGCAAACGCACAACAAGUGCAGGUACAACAACAACAGACAUUGCCGCCCAUCGAUUUGAGUGGUAUGAUUCUGCCCGGUGGCGCUCAGCUAGCGCUGGCCAAUCCCGGCGCGACGUCUGCGCUUCUGCAGCAACAACGCGUUGCACAUCAACAACAACAGCAGCAGCAACAGUCGCACGCCCCACCACCACAGCAUAUUGCAUUGUCCGCGCAAGCCACGCAGGUGCUGCAGCCGUCAGCAACAGCCGCCACUGCUGCUGGCGCCGCUGGCACCACCCUCAUCUAUUCCAAUCAGAUUGAUUUGCAGCAAGCGCUGUUACAGCAACAGCUGCAUGGCCAAAGUAUUAUGAUACAAGAUCAAGCGGGCAAUUUGGUGCCGCUGCAAUCAUUGCAAGCGCUCAACGCAGCCACCACGUUAGACGGCACGCAAACAAUCUACACCACACAGCCGGCGCGUCAUGCACAACCGCCGCAACAGUUGCUGCAGCCAACACAGCAAACGACGCCGCCGAAUGCCUAUCAGCCGGCGCCGCAACAACAUAUACAGCUGCAGGCGUUACCAACCGGUUCGCCACAAGAGACUAUCAUCACCACGACAUCGCCGGCCGCACAGGCUCAGCAGCAACAGCAACAGCAGCUGAAAACAACCACACAACAUCAGCAACAGCACACAGGCAAUGUUGUGACACAGCAGCAGCAGCAACAACAGCAUUAUGAGCUGGAGAAUGUUGCAUAUCUGUCGUCGACUGCUGCAACGCCGGCGCCGCCGGAGCAACAACAUCAACAACAACAACACCAUGUCAUCGGCACUGUGCAAAGCUAUCAGAUACUCACGCCCGACGGCUUGCAAAGCUACCCCACCGCCACAGCGACGACAACCAAGUUGGAACCGAGCGAUUUGGCGGAACUUUGUCCAUACACUUCAAUGACCAGCACGACACCACAUUACACAUUCACAACACAUGCGGGACAUCAUGGCGCCACCGCGGACGCGUUGCAUCAGCAAGUUGCCGGCGCCACAACUAGUCAUACACAGCAGCAGCAGCAGCACCAGUUGGCGGCUGGCGGCGGCGGCCAGCAGCAGCAUCACAUACAGCAACAACAUCAUUUCAUGGAGCUCAAGAACGAUUUGUUGAUUAAAAGCGCAGCUGAUGCGUACGCGUUGGACGCGAGCUCCAUGUAUCACCUGCCCUUCUCGCCAUCAUCGAUGAUCAGCUCGGUGAACGAUGGCAACGGACAGUCACUGCUCGAAACCAAAGAGAUUAGGACCAUUGCUGGGCCACAAGUCAGAAAUGCCAACAAUACCGUUAUUACCACCACCACCAGCAACAACAACAAGAAGACAACGAUACAGCCGCGUACAGUGCAACUGUUAGUGACGCGUCGUCCCAUCAUCGCAAACAACAACACCAACAGCAAUAGAACGCAAGUUGUUCCAAACAACAGCGGCGCUGCCGCCGCGCAAACAGCGACAAUUGUAGCACCUGGCGUAUUGAAAAUAUCUUCGGCGGCAAUGCAUGCAAACAACAAUAAUAACAACAAUCAAAUUUUACAUACCACCACCGGUACUGAAACCGUUGUAAUUGAGGAAGAGGACGAUGAAUUGCUCACAGCCACUAGUGGCGAUGACGGUUCAAUGUCACCGAACGCUCUCGCAAUGUCGGCGACUACAGCGCAAAUUUUACGCAAAUUUCGUAUACCUAAGGGCACUGCAUUGACGGCGAAAUCGAUCAACAACGUGGAAGAGGCAACUAGUGCGCCGGAAGCGUUAAUCUGCAGCACUUCAACAUCGCCUGUGCACUCGCCAAUACAUUCUACUUCGUGUUCGCCACCACCACCGGCUGACACACCGAACUCUGUAGAUUUGGUGGAGGAGGUGAUCGAGACCGACGAGAACUCAACGUGUCAGUCAACCGACGAAGUGCUGAUCACCGCAGACACAACCACAGCCGACACCAUAAACGAGUGUGAGGUAGACGCUGUCGAAGAAGCUGAUGUCGAUUCUAAUACCAACAACACUACAACAGUUUUAGUGCCGGCCAAUAGCGGUAGCGCCGCAUUAACAACAACAACUGCGACAGCACUGCCGCAAAUUCAACUGCAAACGCUGCAACCGAAUGGUACAGUGACGUGUAUUAAUCUGCCACCGAACACGAUUCUGCUCACUGCGCCGGAUGGUUCCACGAUACUCGCCACAGCGACGCCACAGCAGUUGAGUAAAUUAACACAACAACAACAACCACAACCGCAACAACAACAAAUAAUAGCGAUACAAGAUUGGAAUGGCGGUAGCGGUGGCGCCGGCGCCAGCAGCUCCAACAGAAGCGUCGACGCUAAUGCUACAACAGUACUACAAGCUGUACAAGCUGCCGCAACACACCACCAACCACAAACAGCCACCACAACGCAAACAUUGCUGCUCACCGCCGACGGCACCGCCAUACCAAUCAUACAAUCGACACCAGCCGCCGCAACCAGUGCCAACGGCGCCACUUCGAAUUCGGCGGCGGCAGCAGCAGCUGCAGCGCAGAUUGUCGCCGCCCAACAGGCUGAGGCGCUGAAGGCGCAAGUGCUGGCGUAGGGUUUGGCCGGUGGCCAAUUAGGGCGAUUUCUGAAUAAUGCAACGAUUUUACCGACGACCUACUUUUUCUAAAACGACCAGGUAAUAAUGUAUCCGUUUAUAAUGUGCGUGUAUACUUUAUAUGUGUAAUCAGUUUGUCUAGCAAAGAGUUUUAAGUGCGAGUAUGUUAUUUAGUUUUGUCUUAAUCUAAGAAAUUUGUGUUUAAACUUUUUCCUUGAAUUGGUUUCUCUUCAACACCUAAAUGUAAAAAUCAGUUAUAAUUAAAUCAGUUAGCUUUAAGCGCUGAAAUGUGUUUUUCGAUAACUUGUUAUGAAAUAAUUAAAUUUACACCGUCUCAAAAGAAAAUUAAAAUCUAUGGCUGCAUAUUAAAAAUCAAGAAUCGCUCCAAUUAGCUACGAUUAAGCAAUUCUUAAUUGCUGUAAUAAUGCUUAACAAUAAUAUUAUUAGAAAAAACCGCUUAGUGUCGGGUCAUUCGUCAGUUAUAUUCAUUCGGGUAUAUACUAGUCGCUUUUUAAACUCUGAAAAGCUAAUAGUCAACAAUUCAUACAUAGUUAUGAAAAGAUGUCAGUAUAUGAAUAGUAUAUGGAGACUUAACGUUGAAGGAAAUGAAAUAAACUAUAAUUAUAAGUUAAAUAUUUGAUAAAAUGUUUCAAAAAUUUUAAAGUGAUUAUUUUUUUUAUUGCGCAAUAAAAUUUGUGAAGCACUAAAUUUAAAUUUUAUUUCAUUUUAAAAGUGAAAAUAAAGAAACUUUUGAAAUGAGAUACAAUUUGAAAACGAAUUAAUAAUAACAUUCAUUAAUUAUUUUGAAAAUAACUUAAUUAGAAAUUAGAAUACUUAAAAAAAAUUUAUAAUAUUUGGAUAUGUUUGUCACAAUUUAUUUGAAUGCGUGUUUUGUCCUAAUAAAGGGAAGUAAAAAAAUAAUUAUUUUUUAAUUUCAGCAUGAAUAAACUAUUUUAAGAUAGAAACAAAAUUUUACAGUAAUUUAUUUUUUAAAAUUCUCAAUGCAUUAAAAGUAAUUCUUUUAAAAACUCAAUUUACAAACAGAAUUUUACUGGCAAAAUUUAUAAUAACAAUUGGUUUAUUUAAUAUUAUUUCGAUUGCCGCGAAAUAAUCAUUUACAUAAACAAUAUUUUAUAAUAGUUUAUUUAUACAACAAAUUAGUUAAUAAUCAAUUUACUUUUUACAGUUUUCGAAAUUUUUAAAUUCAACUGCCAUUUUAUGCCUUCUCUGCAAGAGUUUUAAUAAAAAUGGUUUUAGCGCUAAAAUUUUUGCAAAGAAUUGCAUAUACAAAUAUUAAAAUAUUUUCUUUUAUUGAUUUUUUUAUUUCUAUUAAAUGAACAAAUUUUUGUGUACCAUGGAAUUAAGAAAUAAUAAUCAUUAUAAUAUUAAAAAAAAAAAUAAAAUUAGCAAACAAGAACAAAAAAAAAAAACAACAAAAUCACAUAUAAAAAAAAUCUCCAAGCAGUUCUUCAUAAUUCUGACUAGCAUAUACCACACACUAAUUUCUCCAACAAGUGUGAAUUGUUCGAAACUAAAACUAACGAAUAAACCCAAGCGUCAAAACUAGAAUCUACUAAAGACGAAUAAAUACCUGUGUGUUAAAUAAAACUAGAAAAAUAUGAAUGCGUAUUUCGAAGUUGUCGAAUUACUUGAAACAAAAAUGGUAAAUACAUAAUAUACUCGUCACAUAAGUACUGCAAAGACAGCUUAGUAAAAUAAGUUUUGGGUGAUUAUAUAUUAUAUAAUCCACACGCAAAUAAUUUGUUUAAUAAAAACGAGAAAAUGCAAUUUCGAAAAUUCGAAUUGUUACUAUUUUGUAAAUGUAUACCAUAAACAAAGAUAUAAACAUUGAAAUAGGUAUAACGGUAACUUAUAUUCGAUCACUCAGCGUUAUUAAAAAUAUAUUAUAGUUACUACUACUUUAGUUUUUUAACUUUAUAUAUAUCAUGCUCCUUCCAAUUCGUUUGCAAAUUGUAUAAAAGUAAUUGUUGUGUGUGUCCUCAUCAUUACAAAAAAAAAAAGAAAACAACAAAUUGUAACGCCGAUAUUAUGAAAACAGUUUAAUAAGUCAGAAACCUAUUUUACGACUUUUGCUUGUAAUUGCGAUAAAAGUUUCAAAAAACAUAAAUGCAUGCAAAAAUGUAUUAAAACUACACUUAAUGGUAUUUUUACCGCUUCAAAAUUCUACAUUUGGUACAAAUAAUUGAUUAUGAAGAUUUUAUAACAUAUUUUUAACUAAUUUUAUUUAUUUGAAGAUUUUACAUAACUGCAUGCUAAUGUUUUCUACAUUUUUGGUUCGAACUUUUGUAAAAAGGUAAUAUCGCGAUAACAAAUGUUGAAAAUAUUUUUAAUAAGCUGCUUUAAGCUUACACCUGGUUAUAUCUUUGUAUAAGCAAAGCUUUUCAGGUCGUAAAAGUAUAUUUUAUCAAAUUCGUGUUGUGUUUUCAAAACUUGCCGAAAUAACUACUAUAUUUGAACCACAUUUGUCAGGUCAUACUUGUUUCUACCAAUACCUUUUUCCACUUUCAUAAUAAUAUAUUUUAUUAAUAAUUAUUUGCAAUUACACAUAGCCAUUCGAGCUGGUUUGUUUUGUUUCGGGUGUCAUUUUACUAUAUUUAUUUUUGAAUUGUUUGUUUUUAAUACCCAUUUGUUUAUUAUGUAGAUAUAUGCUAUUUAUUUUAUUAAAUUUAAAUUAUUAUAAACAAAUUUCUUCGAAUUUUUGGUUUGUCCUCUACAAUUAAAAUUAAAAUUUUUGUUUUAAAAUUCGAACAGACUCCUCUUACUCAACAAUACAGAUUUCUGUUCGACAAUCAGAAACUAUAUUCUGUUCAGUAUCUAACGCAGUAAACAACAUGACUGUCAGUUACUAGUAGAAACACACACGAAAAAGCUUAUUAAUAAAAUUAAGGAGACCAGUUGAGGCAAAUCAUAGAAGAAAAUAAAAGUACUAUAUUUUACAAUUCAAUUAGGUUAUGUUUUAAUUAUGUAUAUAAAUACAUAUUAAAUUAAUAAGAUUAAAUAAUAAUAAAAUAAUAUUUAAAUGCGACGUGCUUAAAAAAAGCGACGAGUUACAAGUAUUUCUUAAUUGUAGAUCCUUAGUACUCAGUUGAUAUGACUAUGUGCUGAUUGAUAUUUUAUAAUAUUUGAUUUUCAAUUGAAAAAUUCAUGAAAAUGUUUAACAACAACUUGUAUGUACGUUUAGUAUAUAGACAUAAAAAAUGGAAUAGUUUUAAGCACGUGUUAAUAAGUACAUAAACUCAAUUAAUUUAAGCCAAGCAAAACAAACAAACCGAAAAGCAAAUGCGAAAAACUAUUGUAGACAUAAAUUUAUUGAAUUUAGAAACAAAAUUCAAAUUCAGAAUAGUUUUGAAUUGGAUAAUUUAUUUAAAAUCUAAGCCAUUUAAAUUAAAAUUCUUUUAAAUUUAUUUAAACAUAAUAAAUAAUUUUCCUUUAACCUAAUUUAAGAGCAUUUCAUAAUAAGGAAAAAAGUGAAGUAAAUAAAAUCAUGUAAGAACAAAAUUUGACCAAUAAACAAAACCAAUGAUUGAUAAUUAGUAUAAUAGUAAUUAAAGCAUAAAAUAAAUAAUUAUUAUAAGUUUAUUGUACGAAAAUAACAAAUUAUUGAAAAAAAGGAAAAAUCUUAAAAAAUGGAAUUAGUUUGAGCGAUAUUAAUAAAAAAAUUAAACUGUUGUAAGAACCUGUAAAAUAUAUACAUAUAUUAUUGUAAAAGCUUAAAUGACCCAUUCGUAUUGCAUGUAGCUCAUUUAGGCUACGCAUAUAUAAACUAUUAUAACACUAUUAACUGCACUGUGCUAGUCAGAAAACUACAAGCACACAAUCACUCAGCUGGUAGUAUUUUAUUGUAAUUACACCAGCGCAGAGUUGCUGAUUGUGCUAAGGAAAAAAAUCUAAUUAUAAAAAAGUUCCCACUUCAAGCACAGUGUAAUAAUGUGAAAUAUUAAAUUAUCUGUUAAUAUUACACAUUACAUACCUACAAGUAUAUAAUAUAAAAUAAAGACGAAACUUAUUUCAUAAA